UUUCAGACUGGAGCAUUCGUUCAGAAGACGGAUGGAGCUCGACGUGGAAUCAACCAGCAUAACACAGUUGAGAAGUCACUGUGAAACAUGUUUCCCGUUGAUGGAAGAAGUGGUUCCGCGACGUGAAAGAUAUGUCGAUUUGCUGGAGUUUUCGAAUUUCAAUGGAAUUCCUUAUCCAGUUGUCGAUCCUUCCAGAAAGCCGAGAAGAUUUCUAGCCGAUUUUAGGUACUCAUGGUCAAUUCCGCUAAUUCAUCAUUACCCUAAUGUCGAGAAAGAUGUAUUGUCUUCUAAACGAGUUCAUCGAGUGAUUUCCAAGUUAAAAGAGCAAAAUGAUGAGCAAAAGAAUCGUGCUGUCCAGUUUUUCACUGAAAUAAGUGCUCGUUUGUCAAAGUUCAUAUGCAAAUGUUGUUCCUAUGUGUUGUACAAAGUUUUUCGACGGUUAAUGGAUAAACUGCUAGUUUGUAAAGAAGAAAUGGAGGUUUUAUAUGAAGCAGAACAGGCAUUCCAAUGGUAUAUCUUCCACUUCAUAGAAGCCACCUCGAUUACUUGCUCAUAACCUGGUGCAAUUGGCAUUUCGGGCUGAAACUUCCACACAUUGCUUCUGGUGAUAAUCUGAAUCUAUCUGGUCUUGGAUGGCUUCUUCGAGCGACUGGAGCAUUUUUUAUCCGUCGACGAGUGGAUCCAGAUGAUGAACGAGGAAAAGAUCAGCUGUAUCGAGCGAUUCUACAUUCUUACAUUGAACAAGUGCUCAGUAAAGAUAUGCCCAUCGAGUUUUUCCUGGAAGGAACGAGGAGUCGAUUUGGAAAAGCGCUUACUCCGAAAAAUGGACUCAUUUCGAAUGUGGUUGAAGCUGUUCAACAUGGAUUCAUAAAGGAUUGCUAUUUGGUUCCGGUUUCCUAUACAUAUGACGCCGUCGUCGAAGGAAUCUUUCUACACGAACUCAUGGGAAUCCCCAAGGUUCGUGAGUCUGUGCUUGGAGUUUUUCGUGGAAUUUUCAGUGGAUUCAGCAAGUCGAAACAAUGUGGAGUUGUUAGAAUGCACUAUGGUCGGCCGAUUCGAUUAACAGAGUAUCUAGCCACGAUCACAGCGUCCCUUUCCUCAAACCAUCGUACUCGUCCAGUACGUAUGACCAAACUGUCCACUUCAUUUUCUUAUCGUGAACUUGUACCAUGGCAUCGCACACAUUCGGAGACUGUCGACGAUCGUACAAUGAUUCGUGCUAUCGGAUUCCAUGUUGUCUAUGAAGCCCAAAUGAUGUGUUCAAUCUCGCCGGUCGCUGUCGUCUCGUGUCUUCUGCUUGCCAAAUGGAGAGGAAAAGUUUCGCGGAGCACAUUUGAACGAGAUUGUGAAUGGCUUUGCGAGAAAAUAAUCGCCGAAGGUGGAGACGUUGUUGGAUAUCAAUCGAAGAAAACGAAAGGAAGUGCUCUGGUGAAAUAUGCUUUUGAGAAACUUGAAUCUUGUGUAGAAGUUACUGAUGAAUAUGUAUCGCCAAAGGAAUCCCACAGCUCGUUUAUUACAUUGGCGUAUAAUAAGAACUCUGUUAUCUGUCGAUUUUCCAUCAAAUCCGUUAUUGCUCUGACAAUCGUAUCGCGUCCGUCCGGUACCAAGCUAUCGAUUGAUCAAAUCGUAGAGGAUGCACUCUCCCUGUGUGACUGGCUUCAAUUUGAAUUCAUGUUUUGUCGACCAUGCGACAGUCUCCGCGAGCUUGUACACAACGUUCUUGGACAAAAGGAAUGGUCGGAUCCAAUUCACGGAUUUCUCAGAUCGGAAAUUGAAGAUGACGGAUUUCUGGAUGCUGGAGGCGCUCUAAAUAGUGGAACUCUACGGGUCCGAGACGCAAAAUCACGCGAAACAUUGCAAUUUUUCGCGAAUCUUGUUCGCCCAUUCGUUCAAUCGCUGUAUCUCAUUUCUUCAUUCGUCGUUUCUGAAAAAUGUCCAACGGAGCCAACAUCAGAUAACAAUAUUAUCCGUCAACUAUGUCAGCAAUCACUUGCCGGAGAUAUUGAUCUCCCGUUCGCGCCGCUUUUGGAAUCGAUCAAUUCGGAUUCAUUCAAAAAUGCGCUUCGAGUCUUGAAAGACAAAGGAUUAUUGCAACGAAGCACACCAAAUUCCACCGCCAGGAGCGGAAACUCUCGUCUUGCCGAAUUGAUUUCCAAUCUGGAACGAGUUUUGGAAGUCAAAUAGAUAGAUAUUCAUUGUAGUUUGCUAUAGUAUUUUCUUGUUUUGUUUUUGUGCAUUCAAUUUUUACGGUUUCUUCUCUGCUCAAAUUGAUAUUAUUAGAUAAUAAAUAUUCAGGUAAUUUUAGUAAAUCAUUUAAAAAAAAAGGAAAU
Messenger RNA from Caenorhabditis elegans, 2330 nucleotides. It is a transcript of the gene acl-6, whose product is annotated as Phospholipid/glycerol acyltransferase domain-containing protein. Gene Ontology annotation, molecular function: acyltransferase activity, transferring groups other than amino-acyl groups; acyltransferase activity; glycerol-3-phosphate O-acyltransferase activity. Gene Ontology annotation, cellular component: mitochondrial membrane; plasma membrane. The transcript is spliced from 12 exons. NCBI's taxonomy places the organism in Eukaryota, Metazoa, Nematoda, Chromadorea, Rhabditida, Rhabditidae. The coding region runs from base 508 to 2184 and encodes 558 amino acids. Gene Ontology annotation, biological process: phospholipid biosynthetic process; CDP-diacylglycerol biosynthetic process; lipid metabolic process. The record is from RefSeq and is marked reviewed.